This is a messenger RNA of Emiliania huxleyi CCMP1516, 1113 nucleotides long. RefSeq lists its product as hypothetical. Gene Ontology annotation, molecular function: oxidoreductase activity, acting on the CH-CH group of donors, NAD or NADP as acceptor. Gene Ontology annotation, cellular component: endoplasmic reticulum membrane. The coding region runs from base 1 to 1113 and encodes 370 amino acids. NCBI's taxonomy places the organism in Eukaryota, Haptophyta, Isochrysidales, Noelaerhabdaceae. The transcript has 6 exons. Gene Ontology annotation, biological process: brassinosteroid biosynthetic process; sterol biosynthetic process. The record is from RefSeq and is a predicted model, not a curated record.
AUGCCAGACGCAAAGGCGGCCGUGCUUCUCACAGCCUUCUCCGGCCUGGCGCUGCUGAUCUACGCCAUCCCCGGCCCGGUCAAGUUCGGCCCCAUCUCGGACCGCGGCGCCCGGCCCGCCUACGCCGACAACGCGAUGUGGCACUGCGUGCUGUUUCCGCUCGUCUUUGUGCUCGGCGCGGCGGCGGGUCUCUACCCGCUCUCAGUGCUUUACGACCACUUCGGCGCGACGGUCGGGCUGCUCAACUUUGGCGGGCUCGCCUUCUGCGCGCUGCUCUACGCCAAGGGCCUCAGCCGGCUCGGCCUCCGCCCCUCCGGCCCGGACGCAGGCUCGUCUGGCAAGGGGCUGCUCUUCGACUACUACUGGGGCACGGAGCUCUACCCGCAGCUGGGCGGCGUCGACGUGAAGCGCUUCGUCAACUGCCGCAUCUCGAUGACCUACUGGAUGCUCGCCGGCGUCUCCUUCGCCGCCGCGCACGGCCGGCUCGACCCGGGCCUCGUCCUGUGCGCCGCGUCGCAGUUUGUCUACCUCGUCAAGUUCUUCUACUGGGAGAUCGGCUACAUGCGCUCCAUCGACAUCAUCACCGACAGGGCGGGCUUCUACGAGACGUGGGGCUGCCUGGUCUGGGUGCCCUCCAUCUACACGCUCCAUACGCGGAGCAUGCGGUCGGGGUCGCCCUUAGGCGCCAUCUUCGCCGUCGGGCUGCUCGGCGUCGCAUUCAACUUCGAGGCGGACCUGCAGCGGCAGCGCUUCCGCGAGACGGGCGGCGCGGCCCUCGUGUGGGGCCGCAAGCCGAUCGCCAUCGAGGCCGAGUACCACCUCGCGCGCCACACGAGCUUGCUCCUCGUCUCCGGCUGGUGGGGCGUCGCGCGGCACGCGCAGUACCUCUUCGAGCUCACGGCCGAGAUCUGUCAACAGGCCGCUUGGUCGUGGGGCUUGCUCGCCGGCGUCGGCACGCACGGCGCGUUGCCGCUCUUCUACGCGGCCUUCCUCACCGUGCUGCUCGUGCACCGCGCCAUCCGCGACGAGGAGAAGUGCUCGCUCAAGUACGGCGCGGCGUACGCAAAGUACAAGGCGAUGGUACCGUACAAGAUUGUGCCGUACGUCUUUUGA